CCCCCGCCAUUCGGCGUCCCUGGGUAGUGUUUUGGGGCGUAUCGUUCUUUCUUAGUUACAAUUAACAAAACAUCUUAUUUGUUAUUCCAGAUUAUCGGGAAAGUAGCUGGCGUCACUCAAUUUAAUAAGGAGUUAGAACGACGUUAUAUCAAGGAGAUGAAACUUCGAAAACGUCUUCACAAUGAACUGGUCGAUCUCAAAGGCAAUAUUCGCGUGUAUUGCCGGGUCAGGCCAUUCAUUUCUGAAGACGGUGUCGGAGUUUCAUCUCAAACGCCGACCAUAGCAUUCGACCACAGUGAUGACAGUGUACUCAAUGUGACAAACAAAGGCACUGUCAAACACUUUGAGAUGGAAAAGGUUUUUCAACCCACAUCCACGCAAGAUGAGGUACGUGUCUAUGGAACUUAGCUUAAAUAAUCGACUUUUUGUCAUGGAAAGUCAGAGUUUUGAUUGGUUCUGAGAAUAUAAGUUAAGAGAAAAAAUUCUGCAGAAUCCCCCGGUGCACGUGGACAAAUGACUAGGGAAUCAUUCCGAUUGGUCAAGAUAAACAAGAUAACAACUUUCUCAGCAAAGUUGUUCUAAGUGUUAGUAAAUAGUUGACUGGCUUGAUCAGUCGCACAGCUCGUCACUAGGCAGACAGUAACUUACCAUGGUGAGCAUGACGCUGUCAGUCAAUCAGUGGAGAGGUUCAGAUUUGACUUCCACUACCGCUACCAUUAGGGAACCAUUAACCAACCAGAUGCGUUUAAUCUACCCGAUUAACCAAUCAGAUGCGCACAGAGCAAGUGAGAGAUAGCGGUAGUGGAAAUAAAAUCUGAACCGCUCUUAAAUUCACCCACUGUGACCGUGACGCUCCAUGUGUGGGAAAAUGAGCCAAAGGAUAAACAAGAACGAGAGAAGGCUUGUAUAAUUACUAACCAAAUAGGUUUUUAGCUAUUCUGUGAAGCGUGACUAUCUUACGAAACCCAUGCAUCUACUGAGAAGUAAGAUCGAGAUAUUGUUCUACACAGCAGUAACAAAUACAGUUCUAUCUUUCUAGGUAUAUUCGGAAGUUCAAGAACUGGUUGUGUCUUGUUUGGACGGAUAUAAUAUUUGCAUAUUUGCCUAUGGACAAACGGGAAGUGGGAAAACCUUUACGAUGGAGGUAAGAAAUGGCGUCUAGAAACAUUUUUCUACCCUCGAAAGUUUCAUUGCGUUUUUUAGGAACAGAUAUCUGGAUUAGGGUUUUUUCACUGACUAAACUGUAAGUCAACAAGACUUAGGGGACCACUUUUUGUAGAAUAAUAGUUACGCGUAUAAUAUAGCUACACUCAUGUAUAUAUUUUACUGUUUGACGCCUUUUGAUGAAGACUUGAAAAGGCAAACUAAGGAUUCGAAGGACCCCAAGGACGUUUCCCUGUUUGGAUAAUUAUCAAAUAAUUCAAAUUUAGCGUCAGGACGAGAACGCGAUCAUCAGAUGAACGGUCAUUCGAGUGAUUUUGUUUCAACACACGAGAUGCAGAUCGUUUGUUUCACGUUUUGUUUGCCUUUUGUUUUCUGUUGUUGUUGUUGUGAAUAUUUCCCUUCUAUUUGUUUUAGGGACCCGCUGACAACCCUGGAAUUAAUCAGCGAGCUCUCCGUCACUUAUUCCAAUCCAUCGAAGAACGGUCAAGGGACUGGGUCUACUCGGUCACAGUCAAUGUCCUGGAGAUCUAUAAUGAGGCAAUCCGGGACCUUCUGUCGAGCGAGCAGACCCAGAAGCUGGAGAUGAAACUCGGUGCUGAUGGGCUAAAUCACGUGCGUGGCCUGACUGAUUUCGAAGUCGACAAUAUUGACCACGUGAACGAGGUAUGAUGCCAUAUGAUUACAAUAAAAAUUUGUCUGACAUGUUCAUUUAGAAAACAUUUCCUUUACCCCGGGCUAACCGGCGAUUGGUUGAUCCCUUGCAUCAGGCUUGUAUUUGCACUGCUUCUCUCCAAGUGUAGAGAGAUUAUAAACAAGUCGUGUUUUCAUCUUGUAACGUCCUUGACGGCUGCUUGUCUCUGGAAAGUUGUUACAUGAUUGUGACCAUUCAGUUCUUGUAGUUACGUGGGAAUAUCAUGUCACCAUAAGAAAUCACACGAUUUGAUUUAAACAGCAUACGCGUGAGCAAAACAACGGAAGGUUGUUACCCAUACUCGUACUCGUCACCAAAUAUAAAGUUCUCUCUUGCAUCCAUGCUGUGACUUAUUUAUUGGUUAGUGGAACUUGUUAAAUUUGAUUAAUGAUUUUAUGGUUAUGUUUCAGUUGUUUGCGUUUGGAAAGAAAAACAGGGCCACUGCAGUAACGAGUAUGAACGAGCACUCCAGUCGCUCCCAUGCAAUAUUACGUGUAACAGUCAGUGGCACCCACAAUGCAUCGGGGACAACUAUAACGGGUAACUAUUGUUUUUAUUUGUAAAUUAUCUGCCCAGAAAUAAUUCUCAGAAAGAGUAACUGGCAAAGCUUGCCCAAGUAUAUAUAAGUGUCUUACUUAUUACCACCGCAUGAAAGUUUAACUGUUUAAGCGCAUUACGGUCACUGAAAGGUUUAAUACUAAACUUAUAACUAACUUUAUUUAUACUGGAUAGCCGCAUUAUUUUUGUCGAAACUCUUCUCCUUUGAUAUUUAACUGAUAUAAAGGGCAAUACGACGCAUCAAUUAUACGAUUUUAUUAUAUAAAGUAUAGUGCUUUAUAGAGAUUUCGAGCUCUGAUAAAACUGAUGUGAGAUUAUUUAUGAUAAUUUCACAUGUGAAAAUUAUCGCUUUUCUAUUAUCGCUUUUCUGUACAAAUUAUCGCUUUUCAAAGACUGUCCCUUAUAUAAUAAAUAGAAUAAUACAUGGGUGCUUGGAAAUACCAGAUUUAUUUCUCGUGUUUAACAUGAUAUCAUGUUCAACACUAAAACAAAAUCUGGUAUUUCCGCGCACCCAUGUAUUAUUCUCUAUGUCUAUUGCGGGGCUUGAAUCCCAGUCGCAGAUGGGAAAUAACAAAUGUGCAAUAAUUGCACUAAACCCUCACAGCUAAACAUUGUACUGCCGACACCCCCUUUCAUAAACUCAGGAGACUGUGUUUGCUAGGCUCUUUUUCUCUGUAGCGAAUUAAACUUGCUAAUUAAGUACAGUACUCACAAGUCGAAUCUGUUUUUUAGGUAAGCUGAACCUGGUCGACCUGGCAGGGAGUGAGCGAGUUAACAAGAGUGGCUCAGAGGGACUGAGGAUGAAAGAGGCUCAAAAUAUCAAUAAGUCUCUUUCAUCUCUUGGUGACGUUAUCCACGCUCUAAAGAACAAACAUGGUCACGUUCCCUACAGAAACUCAAAGCUAACGUUUCUGCUUCAGGACUCGUUAGGUAAGCAACUAUAUCUUACAUUUUGUUUGACGAAUUAGGUUUGCUUUUUCAUUCAAAAUGAGAAAAUUUGAACUACAAUAUUAGUAAGGUAAGUAAAAACGCACGAAUUGUUAUAGGCCUAGAGAAGUCUUCGACAGUUGUUCCAAAAAAUUGAUAUCAAAUUAUGUUCAAUAAUGUUCCCUAAUUGUUAUAAAAAGUGGUUAUUAACUGCAGCGGACUUUUCACGACGAAAUGUAGAAUACCCAGUUGCAUGUGUCCAGGUCUGCAAUGCGUAUAAUGCAAAGACUCUCGUGCUAACACUCACUUGCCAAUUCUCAUCGAUUCCCAAACACCUAUCAUUCAGUCCUUAAUUUGCGACUGUAAAAGUACUUGUGUAAAAAUAUUUUUUUCUUAAAGGUGGAGAUUCCAAAACACUGAUGGUGGUGCAAGUUUCGCCAGCACUCAAGAAUGUUGGUGAGACUUUAUGCAGUUUAAACUUUGCGCAGAGAGUGCGAAUGGUCGAGUUGGGACAGGCGUCGAAAAAGAUAGAGACUGCUGACCAAAAUGUAAGUAAAAUAAGUAAAAUAUUCUCCGGCAGGAUAUAGGACCUAAAGUCGCAGAUGCUUCAAGCUAAGCCGAAAGUAAUGCUUUGAUUAGUGUUAGGAUAUAUGAAUAUCGCAAAGGCCAUGGUCGACAUUGGGGUUAUGGUUUCGGUUAUGAUGGGGGGAAGGGCAACUCCUCCCUCCACACCAAUUAGGGCAAUGAUUUCUAAAAGCUUUUGAAUGAUAGUUCAUGUAUAAAUACUAAAGUGAUGCCAAUGUACAGUGUAUGAGUAAAUAUCGGGAUUUUCUGCAUCUCAAGCUACGUUUACACAUUUCAGGUUUACACAUUUCAGGUUUACACAUCUCAGGUUUACACAUUACAGAGUUUACACACUCAAGCUACGUUUACACAUUACAGAUUUCAGGUUUUUCCGAAUGUUAACGACGAAUGUUAGAUGACGUUGACAGCGUAUUUUUCAAAUAUCAUUUAAUUAAAGCUGAAUCGGCCCGAUUAAUCAUUGUCUGUAAACGUACCUUCACUCGAUAUAACUAAUUGUUGAGCGCGACAACUGUCUCUCUGAAGCCCAGUUGGUUAGAGCUGCACCGGAAUCGCAGAGCUGCGGUUCGAUUCUUGCCAGAGGCUCAAUGCCCAAAAUCCUAAAAAACGUUACAAAACAAGAUUUCCAGCUACGAAAUUAUCUUCCAGUAAUUUUUGAAUUUCGGUUUCGCCAAGGUUGGCGAACCUUUCAGUGGAAGAAGCCAUUUGUAUUUUAUUUGUAUUAAGAAAAAAACAAUUUCUUAGUCCUUCGGCAGCCGUCGUCGUCGUCAUAUCAAUGGCGUCAGCGAGUCAAUAUGAUUCUCGUCGUCAUAGUAAUAUGGCGCAAACGUGUCCAAAUUUUUUUCAUAUUGACUCUUUGACGUCAUUUUGCUAAUAUGAAUGUGAAAAAUCCGUAUAUGGUUAGCCAUUGAGUUGAUAUGACAAUUUCACAGUUGGCUGUUAGCCAAUCAGAAACCAGGAAUAUUUUUUUAAAAAAAAAAUUAUUUUGCUGCAUCUUUUACCAGAUAGUCUUGUUUAGACCAACCACAGCCGAGCGACUUAAAAUUUAACCCUUCUAUUAACUGUGGUGACGCGCAAGAUGAUUUUACCAAAUUGUCGAAUGUCAAGGGCCGGAGACGUUUGGACGUUGAUGGGCUAAUAAGCAGAAACAUUAACUGUAAUUCUCAACUUUGUUUUUUAGCCGACCACACCAAACAAGACAAAACGAAACGCUACGCCACGAAGAUAACAUCACGGGUAGGUUAGCAAGAUAUCGGACAAAGACAAUAUAUAGAAUAAUUUCAUGUCACGUCUUGCAAGGAAACUAGGAUAAAUUAAUUUUAUAUUGCUGAGUAUAUACAUCAGGGACGUCUUGGGGAGGGGGGAGCUAGGGCCCCCAAGUAACAAUGUGAAGUUGGAGCAGCCUUUUCGAUUGUUGUUCCAGGCAAUGAUCGCUUGCAUUGUCCGCAUUCCCCGUCGCUCUAUCGCAGUUAGCCUUUCUCACGCAGCCAUUUUUGGGUGGCUUUAGUGAGCCGACGUUGCGAGGCAAGUCCACAUAACAGCGACUUUUUAUAUUUUUUUGGACGAAUGAUGGUAAAUUUGCUUUGUACGUAAAUGGUUAGUUUAUUUUAUUUGUUUUAAUUGUCUGCAUUGCAUGGUUAACGAGAAUUAGAUGCCACUCAAAAAUGGGGGAUAUUCGUCAUCGUGAGAAAGGCUAAUUGGUUCCUAGAAACUAGACUGACUCAGAAUGUUAAAAGUCAUUUUGUUUCAUUUUCUAGAACUUGGAACAUUGUUUGGUAUUGAUACCUGGGAGCAUGCGUAUUGCCUACAAUAGAUGGAUAUGAGACCUGAUUACGUCAAUUUUAUUCCAAGUUCGAAUGAUGUUCAGUGAAUCAUACCCCGAAGUCGUGGGAAAACGAUGCAUUUUAUGUGUAUAUAAUUAGACGCAAUUUAUAAAAUUCAAAUAUUAAUUACAUUCUCCGAAGAGAAAAAUUAAUAUUGUUUAUAUUUUUGAAUCUACGAAGUAGAUUAUAUGCUAUCGACGUGUUAACUGUUCACUGUUAACUUAGCCAAUCAGCGACCAGUAUUACCAAAAAUUAUACGUGAUUACAAAUCACCGGCUUGGUCGCGAGACAAUCC
Molecule: messenger RNA, 6040 nt
Organism: Paramuricea clavata
Lineage: Eukaryota; Metazoa; Cnidaria; Anthozoa; Malacalcyonacea; Plexauridae
Source: the annotation of a GenBank genome assembly